AUGUCGCCUCGGAAACAGCCCAAUAGCUUAUUCAAAAUCUGUGUUAAGAGUUGUAUUUGUUUAAUUAAUUCCGCUUGUUAUGUCAUUGAAAAAAAUUAUCCCGAAAAUGAGUUUGAGAAAUGUGAGAGGCAGGCAUUUUCUUUAAAAUGCCAUUUGAUGUCUAUGCUUCCAGCAAGGUUAUUUGAUGUCCUCUGUUUAGAAAGAACAUGUUGCCAGUACCGCGGCGACCCUCGAGUUCAGCUUCAUGUACUGACACACCCAAACAUGACAGUCUUCCGCAAAUGCGACCUAGAUAAUGGUAUACCACAACAUUUCUGGAUACAGAACCUCCCAAAUUUCACUCGUUUAGUCGUUCUGGAUCUUAAAUUUGUCUGUACAGACGAAAUCCUUCAAAUUGUCGGCACCAAUUGUCUGCUACUGGAAGAGAUAAACAUAGUUUCUAAGGUUGAUAUUUGCAAAUCGCUUAUCAACGCUUCAGUUUUAAUAAGGAAUGUUUCAGACGCCGGUCUUUAUUCUAUAGCUAAUUUGAAACAGUUACGUAUACUCGCAAUGGAUCCACCUCGUAAUGAGAGAGCAAGUCGGGUAGGUCGCUGUGUAUCCCAAGCUGGUAUUAUUAUGUUAGUGAGUGAGCUCCCAUAUUUAGAAGAGUUACGGAUAGAAUCUUGUGAUAUUGGCGCCACAUUAAUAACAACAGUCGUAGACAUCGGACCGUUAAGUUUAAAAAAAAUUAACUGCCACUUCGCUUCAGCUGAGGGUAUUAAGAAAUUAAUUAAAAUCUGCCCAUAUUUAAAGGAACUGUCCGUCACACACCUGUCGGCACACAACAAAGAUGCGAUUCUAGAACAGCUUUCUGUAAGUGAUCUCCGAUUGUCGAGGCUAGAUUUAUCUUUCUUUUCCUAUUCGGAUUCGAUGCAGCAACUAUUGUCUGUAAAAGGCAGUUAUUUGACGCAUUUCUCAUUAUGGGAGAUUGAACAUUCUUUAACGUUAGAAGCAAUUGUUUCAAUAGGUGUAUCUUGUCCCAAUCUAAUUACUCUAUGUCUCAUGACACAGUCGAAAUUUUUGCUUACACCGCGAUAUUUUAGGAGACCAGAGAAAAUAUUCUGUCAGCUCAGAAAUUUAACCAUAGGUAACGAAAAUUACAAUAUCAGUAGUAUUCUUUCAUUUUUCCUUGACUGUACGCAAAAUUUGCAAAAAUUAGUUUUAAAAUAUCAAACUAAAAUGAAUAUCGACGAUACUUUGCUACAGUUAAUAGAGAAGGGUAGAUUAAAAAAUUUAAAUUGUUUAUGGUUGGACUGUACGUUAGAAGUUUCUAAGGAUGUAGUGAAGCAAAUGAUACAACACUGUGAACAACUUCAAAUGUUCACAGUAGAUUUUAACGAGGAUAUGAGUGAUGUACAGAGAUACAUUUGUGAAAACAAUUUAGACUUAAAGCUGGGUAGUUACUAG
Molecule: messenger RNA, 1446 nt
Organism: Parnassius apollo (apollo)
Lineage: Eukaryota; Metazoa; Arthropoda; Insecta; Lepidoptera; Papilionidae
Source: the annotation of a GenBank genome assembly